UGAUACUAUCAUACUAGACGCCUGAAUUCUUGGGGAGUGAGAGCAACCUGUGGAUUUUGUGAAGCUAUCUAGCUUUAUCUACUUCAAUUAGGGCGCGCCGCCGAAGGCAUCAGCAACCACCACCACCCACCACCCCAGAGCUCUCUAUUGUCUACCUAGGUACGGAGUACUCAACAACACUUCCCGGUCUUGAAACACUAGCAACCUUCCGCGAUAUCCCUCCUUGUUACUUCCUCAUUACACCUUUACGUACACAUCAUAUUCGUUUUGAGCAAAACGGAAUCUUCUCUCACACCCCCCCCUCCAACCAUGGCCGACGUCGAAAUGAAAGAUGCUGCCCCCAGUGCUUCUGGGAAGUCAAAAGCUGUUGCUAGAGGAGGAAAAUCAGCUCUCAGUGAGGCUAAAGGAGAUGCAAAGAAACGCUUUGAGGUGAAGAAGUGGAAUGCCGUUGCACUGUGGGCGUGGGAUAUCGUCGUGGAUAACUGUGCCAUUUGCAGAAACCAUAUUAUGGAUCUAUGUAUCGAAUGCCAGGCAAACCAAGGCUCAUCCACGACAGAGGAAUGCACUGUUGCUUGGGGGAUUUGUAACCAUGCGUUCCACUUCCACUGCAUUUCGAGAUGGUUGAGAACCCGACAAGUGUGCCCGCUAGAUAACAGAGAUUGGGAGUUCCAGAAAUACGGACGAUAGAGCUAAAAUUAUACAACCAUCCAUACAACCAAAACGGAACGGGACUGGAGUUCCAAUAAUUUUCUUAGCGUUUUUCUUGGGAGAAUAUAUUUCCUUUCAACCCCACCCCCGGAAUUUAACACCCAACAUCGCAGUGUUGACUAGGGAAUGGCAUGUGGAGGAGCGAACUCAUGAGGCGAGUUAUUUAGACCGGCCAGGUGGUAAGCUUGAGGGAAGACGGAGGGUUUGGAAUAGAGGCUAUGCGAUGACGUUACGAAACAUAUUAAUGAAACAAGGCCUUUUUUUUUUUUUUUUUUUUGUCAUAUCUAUUGAAAGUUCAUGGGGAUUACUACACUUAAAUUCCGAAGAACGAAAGUGAAAGUAGAGCGUUAUUUCAUUUCUACGCGCCCUAUCACUUCCGCUUUACCCCCCUUCCUUCCACCUUGAUGCCAUGUAUACGAUCGCUAUGUCCCUCAAGAAAACCAGAACCAAAAAAAGAAGUCCAAGGAAACAGAAACCCAACCCAUUCCAUUCCAUUUCUAGAGUAUCACUAUUAGAAACACAAAAUAAGAAAUAAUCCAAAUACACGCAUUCUAACUCCCAUUGUUCCUCCCCCUACGUUAAAGCAAACCCAUCCGUCACCGCUUCCCCCCAUCCACCACAAUCCCUGCCCUUCCCACACCCCCAGAUCCAGCAAUCAACCAUGGUUCCGGAUGUUUAUUAUACAUCGGCCAGGGCGGCACAACGACCAGCGCUGUGAUGAGCGUCCCCGCCAGCCCGAUCCAGAGGGUC
Blastomyces gilchristii SLH14081 is the source of this 1458-nucleotide messenger RNA. Its product is annotated as RING-box protein 1. NCBI's taxonomy places the organism in Eukaryota, Fungi, Ascomycota, Eurotiomycetes, Onygenales, Ajellomycetaceae. Gene Ontology annotation, molecular function: zinc ion binding; ubiquitin protein ligase activity; cullin family protein binding. Gene Ontology annotation, biological process: protein ubiquitination; ubiquitin-dependent protein catabolic process. Bases 310 to 687 code for a protein of 125 amino acids. The transcript has 5 exons. Gene Ontology annotation, cellular component: cullin-RING ubiquitin ligase complex; nucleus. The record is from RefSeq and is a predicted model, not a curated record.